AGCUGCGCACCAUAGCGGACGAGCAGAGGUAAUUUCCUGCGGGUGUCAUGUGAGCCAAUAACUAGGGCUAAAUAAGAAAACAUGGCUCUCGGGAGGUGUCUAAGGUUUUCUUCAGUCGUCCCGAGACUAUUGUGGAACUAUUCUCAACGUCCUGGUGGUGUUCCUGUCCCACGAGAGCGAAGCUCAGUGUCCACUUUGGUCAACACACGGUCCGCGUCCACUAGUCGACCGUUAUUGCGCGGGUUCUGCACCUCUCCCCCGAGUGCAUGUGUGAGUUAUGACCAGCUGAAACAGAUCCUGGCUGAAGAGAAGGCUGUGGUCAUAGACGUCAGAGAACCUUGGGAACUCCGAGAGUACGGAUUCAUUCCUGGGUCCUUGAACGUUCCAUUGGCACAAGUGAACACCGCACUCCAACUGGGUCCUGAUGAGUUCAAGGAAAAGUACGGCGGGGAAAUGCCACAGCAGUGCGACAUGGUCGUGUUCACCUGUCUGGCUGGGGUCAGAAGCAAAACUGCCGUGGACACGGCCACAUCACUGGGAUACAAAGAUGUGCAGAACUACGCAGGUGGAUGGCAAGACUGGGUGAAGAAUGAACAAAAUAAAUGAUCCUGAUAUGCCAGGAAAUAUGGGGGUAUUUAAAUUAAUAUUUUAGCUGGCAUUAUUGCUCCUGCCAAAAACUGUUCAAAUCAAGGGCUUUGCGCACAAAACCUGUGUAUUUCUAAAUAACUGAACUACUGAAAUAACUGAUUUCUUUUCAUUUAAAAAGUCCUUAUUGCUGCUUACAACAUCCCAUGCAUAGACCAGAUUCAUCUUCACAUUAUCCAGCUCAUAAUGACACCCGAAGAUCCAUUGACAAGUCAGACGAGGUAAUCUAUGCAACAGAUAAAAGCAAACGUGACCUCAGUCAAAUCUGCUUUCUGAUGAUGGUUUAUUGCUGUAUAUGUCUGUGCAAAUGUGGCAAAUUGUAUCCAGUAAUAAAAAUGUU
This is a messenger RNA of Synchiropus splendidus (mandarinfish), 985 nucleotides long. It is a transcript of the gene tstd3, whose product is annotated as thiosulfate sulfurtransferase like domain containing 3. Gene Ontology annotation, cellular component: mitochondrion. The transcript is spliced from 4 exons. The coding region runs from base 82 to 606 and encodes 174 amino acids. The record is from RefSeq and is a predicted model, not a curated record. Gene Ontology annotation, molecular function: thiosulfate-cyanide sulfurtransferase activity. Lineage: Eukaryota; Metazoa; Chordata; Actinopteri; Syngnathiformes; Callionymidae.